Cryptomeria japonica (Japanese cedar) is the source of this 2862-nucleotide messenger RNA. Its product is annotated as chaperone protein dnaJ 49. NCBI's taxonomy places the organism in Eukaryota, Viridiplantae, Streptophyta, Pinopsida, Cupressales, Cupressaceae. The transcript has 3 exons. Gene Ontology annotation, cellular component: endoplasmic reticulum membrane. Gene Ontology annotation, biological process: cellular response to misfolded protein. The record is from RefSeq and is a predicted model, not a curated record. Gene Ontology annotation, molecular function: Hsp70 protein binding. Bases 824 to 1909 code for a protein of 361 amino acids.
GCCCUCUUUUUAAGUGUUCGUCGAGCGCGGCAUUGACACGGGAAGAAAUGUGGGCAAACUGAAAUGAGAAAAUGCCAAAAAUGUAUGCAUCUGAUUUACUUUUCACGGUAAGUUGAGGUCCAUCACAUGGCACGUAUCUUUAGAUUCACACUUUGCCAGCUAUUUUCAUUACACAAGUGGGCGGGCGGUAUUUGGUCUUCGCCUCUAUAACUGCUAUGGUCUUAUUUUUCCCAUUGAUGUAGCAUCUGCAACCAUAGCCUCAGUGGAAGCAAGGUCAAACGCUCAGAAGCAAUUAGUCUGAACCAGAAAACAUGAUGACUUUUGAUUGUAUGGGAGGAAAAGGGAAAUCAAAUGAUACAUGGAGGGCUGCAAAAGGACCCACAAGGAACUUGGGGUGCUUGGUUGGUACCUUGGGCGUACCCACAGGCGUACUCGUACCAGGCUGGAGCCCUAAUCAUAUCCAUAUGGGGACGGGGGCUAAACAGCAGUAUCCACUAACAUAGGUUGUGAUCAUGGAGAUUGCCUGUGGAGUUGUAUGUUUCUUCUUUCAGAUGGCUGUUUGUCUUUUGUGUAAGAUCUGGGUAAUAGAAUCAACUUUAAUAUUGCAUUGGAUCUUUCAGAAGAAGCAAUUAGUCUGAACCAGAAAACAUGACUUCUGGUUGUAUGGAAGGAAAUGGGAAAUCAAAUCUGAUACAUGGAGGGCUGCAGUUAGAACAAUGAUUCUUAUAAAUAGGAAAUGACAAAAGUCAUUGAAAAUCAAUAAGCCAGGCCAACAUAAGAGUCAAGAAUGGUCUUUUUAUGUGGUAAAUAGAGAAUUCAGCAAAUGGAAAGCAACAAAGAUGAAGCUUUCAGAUGCAUACACAUUUCAAAACGUGCAUAUGAGGAAGGAGAUAGGACACGGGCUCAGAGAUUUCUUUGCAAAGCUAAGAGAUUGUAUCCUGACCUCAAAGUUGACAGUCCACUGUUCGUUUUAAUUGAAGAUGCAGGGGAGAAAACAACAGGAAAUGACCAAGGUUCUGACAGUUUAUGCAGAGAAAUAUCAAAGGAGGACAAGGAGAGCAAUGUUUCUUCAAAAAAUAAUGAGAAUUAUGACUGUCGUCAGCGGAAUUCCAGUGGUACCAUAGAGUUUUCAGAAGUUGUUCAUCAUAUAAGAAAGAGCAAAGAUUACUAUGAAAUACUUGGCCUUGAAAGAGAUUGUUCACAGACAGAAAUAAGGAAGGCAUUCAGAAAACUCUCUUUGAAAGUUCACCCAGACAAGAACAAGUUUCCUGGUGCUGAAGAAGCUUUCAAAGCUGUUUCUGCAGCAUUUAAUUGUUUGAGCAAUCCCGAACAAAGGGGCAAGUAUGAUAAUCAAAACAUAGAUGAAGUGCAUGAUUUUUCAUAUGAACAAUACACGGGACGGUAUAAGUCAUAUGAAUUUUGUAAUGAAACAAGUGAGACGUUUGCAAACUUCUUUUUUAAGAUGAAUCAACAAAAUGCUGGGUUUCAAGGGCCUCGCUUCUUCAGGACUCACAAAACACGUGGAGAUGCAACAGCUGACUCUGUUGAUAGAACAAGGAUACUGCAUUUUGUGGGUUUGGUACAGUUAUUGGCAAUUGUUAUGCUCGUACUAGUUAACCUAAUGCCUAAUACACACCCUUCUUUCUCAAUGAACAAGGAUGCUUCAUACCAAUAUGAAUGUCUUACCAGCAACCAUGGUGUGAGCUUCUUUGUAAAAAGACCAGAUUUUCAGCAAAAGUAUCCCCCUGGCAGUUACGUAAGAAAAAACAUUGAUGAUUCAGUGGAAAGGAAUUACAAAGAAUUCCUUGCACAUAACUGUAGGGUAGAAGUGGGAUUGCGUAUGUGGGGUCGAACAGAAGAGACUCCAAGUUGUGAUGCUCUUCGUCAAUUCAGUAUGCGACCUGUUUGAGAAUGUGGAAGAGUCAUAUUCCGAGGAUCAUGGUUCUAAUUUCAUAGUAUUGAAUUUUUCUUCCAUAGGAAUGAUUACCAAUCUUUGUUGGGAUUUGGGGGCAUAUUCUUGCAAGUAGCAAAUUGAUAUAAUUUGAAGGAUUGAGAUGAUGCAUAAAUAGUUUGGGGAGCUUUUUAGGUGAAAACUUCAGUGCUCUGAAGUCUGGUAUUCUUUUGUUGUGCAUAAGCUGUGACCAAUAGUGAAUGGUUGGAUGUGACUUUUAUUUGCACAGGUCAUGUUGAUCUGUGUUACAAAGCACAGUCAAUGCUAUAUGGGGAAGUAUUCUGGGGUUCUUUACACUCUAAUAUUUAAUAUUAUUAGAGGCAGGUGUUGCUAAAACAUGGUGCAGAUGUGGAGACGCUCAGGUGCUAGACAUUAAUUUUUUAAACCUGCUUGAAUCGACCUUACUCAGGAACAUUUUUUAUCAGGUUUGUUUUCUAUUUCAUUUGUUGACAUCUCUAGUUACAACUUGCUGUUGUCUCUGGAAGAUGAAGAUGUUGCUGUGUUAGCAUACAAGAAGGGGUGAGUUGUUUAUCUUUCCUCAUGCCAUGAUUCAUGGUUGGAGUUUUACUCACCAGUUUGUUGGUCAGCAUGUCUCCUUUGUCUAUCGACAAUUCCAAACAUCACUGACAGGGCUAAGACAAGACUUGGAGACGAACUAGAAAGCCCUAGUACAGUGUUGGACAAGAAUCAAAUAUAAGACAAAAAUAAUUUAUGGCCUGUUAUCCAUAUACUAAUCUCUGAUUGUGAACAAAGCUAAGGCUGAGAAUUGAAAUUUCUGGUGUGUGUAGUCCCUCAAGCACUGUUUGGAGUGGAGUAGAUUUACAGAAAUAUUAUAACAAUAUUAACAGUUAGCCACAAAAUAAGUUUCCAUCUAUUAAUAGGAUCAAUGAGACAUGGUCUUUUCUGAUUUA